AUGUCAACCCACGCCUGUGCUUCGCGCUCCGUCAGGUAUUUGGAAAAGGCCUCGACAGCAGUGAUUUUACUAUGGAUUUUGUAUUUGUUGGAAACAGUGAGACCCGUGGUAGGUGACCUUCCUCACGUGCGCGUGGAUUCGGGACUCAUCGCUGGAACACGCGUACAAGUCGCCGAGAAAGAGGUCGAAGCCUUCUUGGGAAUUCCUUACGCGGUGCCGCCGAUUGGCGAACUCCGCUUUAAAAAGCCACAACCGACCCUGCCAUGGAAUGGUACCUACAACGCUUCAAGUAAGCCGUCUCCGUGUUGGCAGCUGGACCUUCAUUUUAUAGAAAAUGGUGCUCUUAAUUAUUCGAGUGCAUCGGAGGACUGUCUUUAUUUGAACAUCUGGAGGCCCAUGUCACCAUGUCUGAAGACGAACUCAUGUGACAAAAAGCUCCCUGUCGUUGUUUUUAUACACGGUGGAGCAUUCCAGUGGGGUGACUCCUCUCUCUUCUUGUACGACCCGGCGAACUUUGUGGCCAUGUCCGAUGUUGUGUUUGUGACCUUUAACUACCGGCUAAGCAUAUUAGGGUUUCUCUCACUCGAAAUACCUGCGUUGCCUGGCAACAUGGGUCUUUGGGAUCAGAACCUGGUGCUCAAGUGGGUACAAAAGAACAUUGCCAACUUUGGAGGUGAUCCGAACGAAGUGACUCUCAGCGGCCAGAGUGCCGGUGCUAUCUCCGUGGGACUUCACGCAAUUUCUCCGCACAGCCAGGGCCUUUUUAAGAGAGCUAUUCUGCAGAGUGGAACGCAGCUUUCAACCGUCUUCGGCGUGUCUAACAGGGGUACUGCUAAAAAUACCGCCAUCACGGCUGCUUUGGGAUGCUUCGAAAACGGUAAAACCAUGAAAGAGCAGCUGAACCAAGUGGCAAAUUGCUUGACGAAGCUGGAGCCAAAAUUUAUUUUUGAUACGCUAAAAUCACAAGAUAUGAUCCAACAGCUGUUCAUGCCAGUGGACGGAGAUGACUUUCUUCCUGAUGACUUAUUAUCUAAUAAGAAAUGGAACGGGCUAUUCUUCAAAGAAAUCUUAAUAGGCAGUUUUGCGAACGAAGGUACGCUCUUCAUCAAUCACUUGAAUUACAGGCUUCCGUCUUUAUUCAAACUUUUCACUGGUGACUAUAGAAUAGCUUCCAUAGUCGCCCUAGGGCAUAUUUUCGAUAUUUCGUUGGCACUUCGAAAACGAAUCGUCCAAGCCUACUUCGGUGACGAGGGGCGACAUGAGCUCAAGGAAGUGGCAGUAAUUUUAAGCAAAAUGUUUGGUGAUGCCAUUUUCUACUGUCCAACUCAGAUAUUUGCUGAUGCGACUGCUAAGCUGGGAAUAACCACGUACAGAUACCUGUUCGACUACAGGCCGUCUUACAGCUUCUGGCCUGAGUGGACUGGGGCUUCUCACGGCGACGAGCUUCUGUUCACACUUGGAUCACUGCCUUUCCUGAAAGAUGAAUCCAGAUACACCGAGCCCAUGGGAGAAACGGCACGAGCGUUUUUCUCUCAGCUAAAUUUCACGACUGAAGAAGAAACCUUCAUGAAACAACUUGUGAGCACUUGGAAUUCAUUUGUCCAAACAGGGAAACCAACGAUUCCUGUGUCUGGUGUUGAAUGGCCACGGUAUACAGGAAAAAACCCUCAGCUGCUUCGUUUGCAUCCCACCAACUACAAGCUGGGGCUGGACGAAAAGCGGGACCUUUGCAAGCUGUGGGAACCUCUCCUACUCAAGCAGUAA
Molecule: messenger RNA, 1764 nt
Organism: Ixodes scapularis (black-legged tick)
Lineage: Eukaryota; Metazoa; Arthropoda; Arachnida; Ixodida; Ixodidae
Product: acetylcholinesterase-like
Exons: 2
Coding region: 1-1764 (587 amino acids)
Biological process (GO): choline metabolic process; acetylcholine catabolic process
Cellular component (GO): plasma membrane
Molecular function (GO): acetylcholinesterase activity
Source: RefSeq, a predicted model, not a curated record